AUGCCCGGCCGUACCCUUCCGACGAUUCCGACCGCUGAGGUGCGCGCCCACAAUAACGAAAAGUCGUGCUAUGUCACUAUAGGGACCAAAGUCUACGAUGUCACCGAAUUUCUUGAUGGCCAUCCUGGUGGCCCCGAGUUUAUCCUGGAAUACGCCGGCAAGGAUGUAGAGGCAAUCUUGAAGGACGAGAUCUCGCACACACAUUCCGACUCUGCCUACGAGAUCCUUGAGGAAAAUCUGGUUGGUUUCAUGGCUACUGAGCCUGUCAUCAAUGGCGCAGUCAAGAGCUCCAAGCCAGGAGACAUUGUCCCAUUGCCACCCUCCGAAGAGGGCACCGCAGAACUUAAGGGCAUGUCACAGAACGGCAAGCCCCUCUACGCAGCAACCGGCAUGUCGUCCGAAGAAGACCUAUCAAAAGAGACGGACCCGAACAAGGACUACAAGGAGCACAAAUUCUUAGACCUCAGCAAGCCCCUCUUGAUGCAGGUCUGGAAUGGCGGAUUCAGCAAGGACUUUUACUUGGAGCAGGUGCACCGACCGCGUCAUUACAAAGGCGGUGACUCUGCGCCAUUAUUCGGUAACUUUCUGGAGCCGCUGAGCAAGACGCCUUGGUGGGUUGUGCCUUCUCUGUGGUGGCCUUGCAUUGCAUACGGUACAACAGUGGCUCUCGGUGGGCUACAGUCUGCCCCAGUGCUGGCAGGAUACUGGGCCUUCGGGUUGGGCUUUUGGACCAUCAUAGAGUACGUCCUACACAGGGGUCUGUUCCAUCUGGAUGACCAUCUGCCUGACAACCGUGUCGGCAUCACCCUCCACUUCCUCCUCCACGGCAUUCACCACUACCUCCCCAUGGACAAGUAUAGACUUGUUAUGCCGCCAACGCUUUUCGUUGUUCUGGCAGCGCCGUUCUGGAAGUUUGCCCAAACUGUCAUCUUUUGGAAUUGGUAUGCGGCUUUGGCUGCGUACUGUGGCGGCGUGUUUGGAUACACAUGCUACGAUAUGACGCACUACUUUCUUCAUCAUCAAAAGCUUCCUGAAUACUACCAGCAACUGAAGAAGUACCAUCUCAAGCACCACUUUGCCGACUACCAGAACGGAUUCGGAGUUACCAGCCGCUUCUGGGAUAGGGUUUUUGGCACUGAGCUUGAAAUGGGACCUACAAAGGUCAUCAAGACUACGUAAGGCGGGGAAUUUGAGAAGAAUUCUGUUAUUAGACAUGUACGCUUUUAAUCACAUUGUGAAGACUGCAUUGGGAGGCGUUCAAGCGGAUUCCACAAGACCAUUUUGGGUCGGUCACAUCGCUGGCUUACGGAUUUCCGACGUUAAUGUCCUUCUCUACGAACACUAGCACCAAUAAUAGUAAUGCUCACCGGAUCAC
This is a messenger RNA of Pyrenophora tritici-repentis Pt-1C-BFP, 1375 nucleotides long. Its product is annotated as Cyt-b5 multi-domain protein. Gene Ontology annotation, molecular function: heme binding; fatty acid 2-hydroxylase activity; iron ion binding. Lineage: Eukaryota; Fungi; Ascomycota; Dothideomycetes; Pleosporales; Pleosporaceae. The record is from RefSeq and is a predicted model, not a curated record. Gene Ontology annotation, cellular component: membrane; endoplasmic reticulum. Gene Ontology annotation, biological process: lipid biosynthetic process; fatty acid metabolic process.